UCUUUCAGCAGGCUGCGCGUGAGACCCAGCAGUGUCGCGUGUGCUGACUGGUCGGUUGUGCAUGUACGUGUCAGUGGAAAUUGUAAACUUGAGCCAUAUCUCAUCGGUUUGAUUUACAGGCAUGGAGUAGCUUUAGAUUUUAUUUUAUCAAAAUAACGACAACCACGAUUGAAAUGGAGCAGAACAUCCAGAAUGUCCCAAUUGACAUCCAAACCAGUAAACUCUUAGACUGGCUGGUGGACCGGAGACACUGCACGCUGAAAUGGCAAAGUGCAGUGAUGACAAUUAGAGAGAAAAUCAAUGCCGCCAUUCAGGAUAUGCCGGAGAAUGAGGAGAUCAAACAACUGCUCUCAGGCUCAUAUAUCCACUAUUUCCAUUGCUUACGUAUAAUCGAAAUAUUAAAAGGAACAGAAGCGUCCACCAAAAAUAUUUUUGGCAGAUAUUCAUCACAAAGGAUGAAGGAUUGGCAAGAAAUAGUGUCCUUGUAUGAAAAAGACAAUGUCUACUUAGCUGAAGUGGCCAGUAUAUUGAUUCGUAGUGUAAGCUAUGAAGGUCCUGCUCUGAGGAAACAGGUGUCUAAAGCGCAGCAGCUGCAGCAGGAGUUGAGCCGAAGAGAACUGGAGUGUCAGAGCGGUGCCACCGACAUGAGGGAACGCUAUUAUGCUGCCUGUAAACAGUAUGGGAUACAGGGGGAAAAUGUGGCAAGGGAGUUACAAGCACUCGUUAAGGAUCUGCCUGUAGUUUUAGAAAAAACUGGUAAAAAAGCAGCCUGUCUGGAUGAAGCUAUAAACUUUUAUGCAGCCUUCAUAAACUUUGUUAGUGAUUGGUCUGGAGAAGUCCUGCCCACUCUAACAUUUGUCCAGAGGAAAGGAAACACAACUGUAUAUGAGUGGAAGACAGGAAAUGUGCCCACAGUUGUAGAGAAACCUGUAAUGGAGGAAGCCCCACCUGAUGUUGUCACAGAGGAGACUAUUGACUGGGGUAACCUUGGUGUUGGUGCUGAUACUGAAGAGGUGAAUUUUGGGAUUUCUGUUGAGGAUGGUGUCGACUUGGGUAUUAGUCUCGAGUCUGGCACAGAGGAAACCAGUGCUGGUGGUAUUGACUGGGGAGGCUCUGAACCUGUGGAAAUUGAAAUUGUGGAUGAUGGCACAGACUGUCCUGAUGGUGUUGCCAGAGGUGAAGAUGCGCUUUCACUUCUAGAAAACUCACAGACACGUGGCGAGUUCAUCAAUGAGCUGAAGGAGUUGGAAAUGUUCCUGUGUCAGCGGCUCAGUGAGAUGCGUGAAGAAGGCGACUUGGUGACCAUGAGUCAGUUCCAGCUCGCUCCCUCAAUGAUUCAGGCCCAGACUCCCGAGCGUGUGGAGGCCAUGCUGGCAGACGUGCGUGACCUGCUAAACGGGCUCACUUCAGUACGAAUGCAGCACCUCUUCAUGAUCCAGGCAUCACCACGCUACGUGGAGCGUGUUUCAGAGUUACUGCGGCAGAAACUCAAGCAGGCUGAUAUCUUGGUGUUAAAGCGUGGCACACUGGCUGAAAAACGACAAGAGGCUCUGGAAGAACAGGCCAGGCUGGAGCCCCGCAUUGAUCUGCUGGCUGCUCGCACCAAGGAGCUCCAGAAACUGAUUGAAGCUGACAUCUCCAAAAGAUACAACAACCGGCCUGUCAACCUCAUGGGAGUUAAUGUGUGACCAAGAGUAUUUACAUGCUGCACAGAUGUAUCAUUUCAUAAAUAUAUUUUUUUCCACGGUGAUUCCUUUUUAUGGUGGAAUAAAAUUGUUGCAGUCACAGUGCUUUGAAUAUUCAAAGAAGGCUGUAAAUAACUUGCGCACAGCUGGCCUCAUUAGACUGAAGUGCUGAAUUCAGUGAACGAACUGUCUUAAGAGGCCAACAUUUAAAUAUACAAUUGCUAACCCUAAUUUCUGUAAAGAAAAGCAUGAGGCAUUUUCCAUGGAUAGGAUAUCAAAACUCGAAAGAAAAAAGAAACGGUCAGAAAAAUAUUUUUAUUAAAAUAUUAUUUUCAUUUGUUUUUUGAAGAGUUCAGUGCGAAACCCUCUAAAUGCCUUUUGAAAUUCUUUUAAAAUUAGCCUUUUUUUUUCAGUGUCCUAUGUGUCUGUUCAGUAAUUUCACUUUAAUGACAAUAUACAGAUUAUUUUCAUUGCCAUUAAGGUGAAGAUAAACGUAGAAGCCUGAUAAAAAUGCUAAUUUUAGAAUAAAAUUUUAGAUCGCAGUUAGAGGCUCUUGCAACUGAACUCUUUAUAUCUAACUAGGGUUACUAGUUUUAAGACUGAGUUUGAUGCACUCAAAAAUUGCAUAACAGCUUAUUAGAUUUUUAAAUGAUUUUUUGUUUUACUACAAUAAAAUGAAUGUUGUCAACAGAUCAUCAUGAUUUCAGUUGAAACGGUAGUCUAAGGUGGAAUAUGCAAACAACUCCAUUUCAAGGGGGAGAUACAGACAGAUGAUGCAUUUUACUCUUAUUUGUUGUGAUGUUUACAAAAAAAACUGUUUUUAAAAUGUGUGGGGUCAUGUAAAAUAGAAAUUUCUUUCAGCAAGGAGACAUUAAACUGAUCAAAAGUGAAAGUAAAGACUUUACAUUGUCCAAAAAAUCCCGAAAAAUAUAAUGGUUUCCACAAAGGUAUUAUAUAGCACAACUGUUUUUAAAGGGAUAGUUCACCCAAAAAUUUACAUUUGAUGUUUAUCUGCUUACCCCCAUGGCAUCCAAGAUGUAUGAUCAAGUGAACCAAUUACACAUCAAUGUAUCGUCACGAGCCGCAUGGUUUAACUUAGUUUUGUUUGUGUAAGCUUUUUUUAUUGUAGAUUUAGCAUUGAUUCCCGUUCACCUCCAUCAUGAGACUGACAGACUGCAACAGUUUGUUUUAAAAAUCUCAGUUAGUGUUCUACUUUAGAAACAAAGUCACCUACAUCUUUGAUGCCCUUGGGUUAAGCAGAUAAACAUCAGUUUUUAAUUUUGAGGUGAACUACCCCUUUAACACUGAUUAAAGUACACAAGCUCUUACUUUCAAUUACUACAUUACAAUCACAUCAAAUGUAUUGUUUAAUUUAUUACAAUUUAUUCAUGUGAUGCAAAGCUGAGUUAUAUAUAUUAAAUAAUGUAAUGACAUUUGAUUCCAGACCUGAACUUGUGUACAUUACAUUAAAAGCUGAUGUAUUCCA
Messenger RNA from Carassius gibelio (silver crucian carp), 3171 nucleotides. RefSeq names its product CDK5 regulatory subunit associated protein 3 (gene cdk5rap3). The record is from RefSeq and is a predicted model, not a curated record. The transcript is spliced from 14 exons. Gene Ontology annotation, biological process: regulation of mitotic cell cycle; regulation of cyclin-dependent protein serine/threonine kinase activity. Bases 174 to 1688 code for a protein of 504 amino acids. Lineage: Eukaryota; Metazoa; Chordata; Actinopteri; Cypriniformes; Cyprinidae. Gene Ontology annotation, cellular component: endomembrane system.